This is a messenger RNA of Pleuronectes platessa (European plaice), 5875 nucleotides long. RefSeq names its product major intrinsic protein of lens fiber a (gene mipa). Gene Ontology annotation, molecular function: water channel activity. Gene Ontology annotation, biological process: transmembrane transport. Gene Ontology annotation, cellular component: plasma membrane. The transcript is spliced from 4 exons. The coding region runs from base 2951 to 3742 and encodes 263 amino acids. NCBI's taxonomy places the organism in Eukaryota, Metazoa, Chordata, Actinopteri, Pleuronectiformes, Pleuronectidae. The record is from RefSeq and is a predicted model, not a curated record.
UUUCGGACCUCUUCCGACAGGAGUUCUUCCCGGUUGUCCAUUCUUCUUUUUAAAAUCUUCCGUUGUUUCUGCCUGUAUUAUGGGGCAUGAAACCGGAAAUGCAGCUCCAGAAGGGAUGUAGAGCAGACCAAUCACAGCCUUGCGGGCUGAGUGAGUUGCGGAGCUUUGCCGUAAAUUUUUGAAAAGUGGGGCGACGCCCGUCAGCACGUAAAAAGGGAUACAUAAGCAUGUAAGGGACCCGGAAGGGCUCUUGCGCUUACAGGCCCGUGAAAACGCAGAAGCAUGUUUCAGGCUUUACGAACAAGUUUCCUGUCGUCUAUACACGAGGACGCUACAAUAUGAACGUGUUCACCGUUCAAAUUCAUUAUUUGUCAUUGAGUUGCAUUCAGUUCAUCGUUCUCAUAAAAGUGAACGUGUGCAUUGAACGCGUUCUUUUGCGUUCGUUCCUGCAUCACACUGGUCACUACAUAACCACUGCGUAGUGCUAAAGCUUCACAGACCUGGGAUCUAACAACUCUAAUACUUACAUGGGCAUUUCAGGGGGGAAUGGAAGCCUGAUAGUCCUUUUUUUACCGUAAAUUCCCUGUUUAACUUGCCAUGUGAAAUCAUAUCAAAACAUGGCAACUGCUGUAUGUUAAGGGAAAUAUCUCCUAAUAUUACAUCUUAUCUGCUAUCAAACCUAAUUCAGUCAGUAAGGGCCAAAGAUUAUUCAAAGUCAUGACAAAGAUGUUGUCAAAGAUGAAAUGAAUGUAUAUGAUCUGGUAUUGAGAAUGUUUUCACCACCCUGUGGCCAGUGCAGGCCACAGUUUUUACUGCACUGUGAAAUGUUUCGGGGCUGCAUGUUGUGUAGGAGUCAGCAGUCUGGACCCGGAGAACAGAAAAAGAAAAAAAAAUACAAUGCAAGCACCUUCUCCCCUGUGAAACUAAACUGUGGGCUUUAACAUACAAAAGCUGGCUUACCACUGAUGGACGGAGUCGUGAGAAGGACAUAAUACUCGUGACGAUAGAGAUGCAUUAUCUGGCAAACUAAUAAACUUUCAGGAUCAGAUCAACAUGAUCUUUUGAAGAAAAAGUGAGUUUUAAUUAGUAGAUUCUUUUCACGGCGUUUUUCCCUAAUUGAGGUGGAAAAAAACAACCAAUCGUCAGGCUGCCGUGAGAUUUAAAUAUGUAUGUAUGUGUGAGAAGUGAAAUCCAGCACACUGUCCUGUAUUUGCAAAAACAACUUUAUCACGUGUAAAUUACAAUUACAUGACAAUGUGCAGGACUCCUCUUCUCUCACCUGCACGAGCUUUGUCUUCAACGCACCUGUCCACUGUAUUUCUGAAGGUGUAGCCCUUUCAGUGUUGUAUGCAUGUGUGAGGAGCAGGCAACGUCCAAACUGCAUUUAUUCUUUGCUAAAUUCUCCUAUUGCUAUUCCAAAGUAAUUCUCUGGAGCUUCUACGGUGCGGAGACCAAAUAUAUAUGCCUGUGUGUUUGUGUGUGUGUAUGUGUGUGUUCAGAGAUACACUGCACCAUGGAAAAGGGAACUCGGAGAUUCAACAGUGGCAACUAGACAAACAGAUCAUAGAAACCACCAGAAACUGUCGCGGCCAGCGUUUUUUAUUCCAUGCAUAAAGGAGAGAAAGCGGUGAGGUCAGCAUGAUCCUUUCAGAGGUGCAGCCCUGGUCAGCAUGAUGCUCCAGUGAAGAAGCUCAAUGCCCGGCCCUGCUCUCCCCUCUUCCUCCCCGACCCUGGAUUUUCCAGCGCUUUAUCCGAUCUGAGCCUCCAAACCCACCCAGCGCACACAAUGUAAACGUCUGGCCUAAUCAGUUCUGCCGCCACACACCUAAUUUGUACCAAUCCACAGCACAAGUAGAGAAAGUGCUCGUGCUUUGGCGAUCACAGUUUCGAUUAGAGUGAAUGUUUGAUUGUACAUUUCCAGGGAGACAAUGAAAGGACGAUGGUGGAAAAUAAGUUAAAGAUUGAAGUUGUGCUUGUAUUUAUGUUUUGUGUGCACCAAUAUCAAAAUAAAUAGAAAAAGAAAAACUGCCACUGCACUUCCAGUCCUACCAGCUCAAAGAUGCUGCCCACCCCAUGGCCACUGUUUAAUAAGGGAAGUUUUCAGUCUGACGUGUUAUGAAAGGGAUUUUCUACAACUUUGUGUUAGUGCUUCAAACAUGGUGGUAUUUAGGGACUAGAUAUUCACCUCCCAUCUCCAGAGGUGUAGCUGAACCCUUGAAAAGCUGGAAAUCCCCCAGUGUGAAUGGAAGAUGUUGUAUUACUACACCAACCCCAUCUCCACAAUUCCUCCUUUCAUAAACACCUUUUACACCAAGCAAGUGCAGUAUUUUUAGAGCAUUACCACGUCAAUGAGUUUAAGUAAUUGUCAAGCUCCGCUUUAAAUAUUUCUGAACUUUAUAAAAAAUUGCAAACUGUAAAUGUGGAUUCAGAGUGAGCAGACAGAGGUCAGGGCAGGAGAAGGGUUAACUUAUUUUGUUUUUGAUUCGGAGUAUUGUGCACUGGCUCCUCCCCUGGGAUCAGUGGGGCUACUCCUGCCCUGGGGUGUUAUAAAAAGGCCUCUGAGCUCCCCUGCUCUGGUAAAGAGGCUGAAAGUCUGCAGGACAUGCUUAACGUUUGUCUAUCCAUGUACUUCUACUAACGACCAGCAGGGCUGGCACAUAGAUGCACAGAGACUGGCGUGCUGCUCCACUCAGUAGCUCUCUAUGACAGAAAUCAGAAUUCAGUAGGUUACAUGAAAGUUGCAUGUUGAGCAGUUUACGUGUUAUUGCAUCUAGCUUUAGAGACGCGGUGUCUGUUUGAGGGCGAAUUUUUGUCAUUUAAUUUAUGCUCUCUGGUCUGCAACAGUCUUUUUUGUGCAUGAGAGGCAUCUCCUUUUAGUUGAUUAGUUUGUUCAUCUUUUGACUUCUCAUCCCUCCAUCGCUCAGAGGUUGUUUUUUGACCUUUUUGCAUCAUGUGGGAGUUCAGAUCUAUGUCGUUCUGGCGGGCGGUGUUUGCCGAGUUCUAUGGCACCAUGUUCUUCGUAUUCUUUGGGCUGGGGGCAGCCCUCCGCUGGACCACAGGGCCGCUUAAUGUCCUCCAUGUUUCAUUUUGCUUUGGGCUGGCGGCUGCCACCCUCAUCCAGUCCAUUGGCCACAUCAGCGGAGGUCACAUUAACCCAGCCGUUACCUUUGCCUACCUGAUUGGCUCCCAGAUGUCCCUGUUCCGUGCCUUCUUCUACAUCAUAGCCCAGUGUCUCGGAGCAAUGGCUGGUGCUGCCGUGCUGUAUGGGGUCACACCCAGCAACAUGAGGGGAAACCUGGCACUCAACACGCUGCAGCCAGGCAUCAGUCUGGGCAUGGCCACCACCAUGGAAGUCUUCCUCACCCUGCAGCUUGUUGUCUGCAUCUUUGCUGUGACUGAUGAGCGGCGCAACGGACGUCUGGGCUCUGCUGCCCUCGCCAUCGGCUUCUCUGUGCUCAUGGGGCAUCUUCUCGGGAUGUACUACACUGGAGCAGGAAUGAACCCAGCAAGGUCCUUCGCCCCCGCUGUCCUGGUCAGGAAUUUUGUCAACCACUGGGUGUACUGGGUGGGUCCCAUGAUCGGUGGAGCCCUGGGUGCACUGCUGUAUGACUUUAUGCUGUUCCCCCGUAUGCGAGGCCUCUCCGAAAGGCUCGCCACACUGAAGGGCAUCCGGCCCCCAGAGGCUGAGGGCCAGCAGGAGACCAGGGGAGAGCCCAUCGAGCUCAAGACACAAGCUCUAUAAGUCCCGAAUAGAAGAUUGGCUUUCUGACCCCUCCCCACACAUCCCUCACCCAUAAAAUCUCACUCCGCACCCUCAGUUCCCGGUCCAUCCUCGGCCUGUUCAGCGUCUCUGCACACAUACCUCCUCAGCGUCUACACAAAUGUUAACACGUAUCCCGAACUCCUAAUUGUGCACCCACAACUGAAUUAUAUCCAAGGGGCACCCACAGCCCUGACCUUCUCGCCUGAUUCUACAUCUACUCACCCUUCCUCCUCCCACCUCCUCCUCCUCCUUUGGACUGCAGGACAAAAGAUGGAGGGUUAGAAGAAGACUUGCCACUGAAGGAAGCACCCUGUGUCCUGCGGUGUGGGUCAGUCAGUCACUUCCUGGCUGUGACUGCUCAGGACAGGGUCUUCUCCCUCUAUCCUUCCCUUUCUAUCUCUUUUUUUCCUCUCUAUUUCGUAGUCUGCUAGGAGUGAAGCUACAGUAGAGCAGUGGACUUCUGCAUGCUUUUCCAUUUUGAUCCGAUGUGAUCUCGCCCAUCGUUUUUUUUUGUUUCAUGAACUUUGGGUAAAUUACAUGUACGUAUUGUACUUUAAGAGUAUUUAUUUGGCUCACUUUUUUUUCAGUUGUAUGUGCGUGUGUGUGUGUGUGUGCGAGCGAGAGAGAGAGAAACCCAGAGUGAGUGUGCAUGCAUGUCUGUGUGCAUGUGUAUGCUUGUGUGCAUGUUUUAAUGGAUCAUUUAUUUUUCACUUUUCAUUGCCACAAUACUUUGUUUGUAUCAAGAUUAUCAUUAUUAUUAUUAUUAUUAUCAUUAUUACUAUUAUUAUAGAUUCAUCAUGCAAAAUAUUUUAGGGAAAGAUGUUUCCUUUUCCACAUCCUCACUGAUACUGCAGAGUUUAUUCCAGAUUCUUUUUAGAGAGAGAUCCCCUUUUUAUAUCAGAUGCAGAUAAUUCAUCUUAAAGCCAAAUUCAUUCAGUUUGUGUCUCAUCCAGUGAAGCACACACGUUCAUUCUUAUAUUAAAAUCUUUCCUGAGCUUAGUCUUCAAUGAAGGUACAUUUACAAAACUUGAAAGCUGUGGCACAUUGCUUUGUAGGUGGGAAAUCAGGCUUUUACCAAGAUUGAGAUGACUUAUCCAGUAUUUGUGUUGGGUUACAUUUUUAAAAUUACCUUCUGACAGGAUUUUGUCCUUGAAGCUUUCGAGAUUCAUGUACAGGUGUGUGAUAGUUGGUUUGCUUUUUACUUUUGCGUGUCUGCCAUGGAAGAAUACCAAGCGAGCAAAACCUGACAAGCUGUCAUGACGAACACGUGUUUUCCAGUUGAAUUGUGUUGUUUGACACAACCGAGGCGUCUCUGUUACAUCAACAUCCAGGUUAGAAAUGACAGAGUGCAUGAGGUGUGGUGGCUUCUUGCUGGUGUUAAGCAAACACCUGGUGCCUUCUCUUUUCGACGCUGAGCUGGGUGGCUCUUUAGGAGUGAUAUAGUUUCAAGCCCCUCUCUGAUAUUCGGGAGAAGGGAGGAGGUCACUGCGAGGCGACUGAACUCUUUAGCGUGUUUGUACAGGGUGACACAUGUACACCUUUAUUUUCAUACGGUCUAUGAGAGCACAUGAACUUUGAAGCUCUGCGCUGGCCCCGGCGUCCCCUCUCUCCUCCAUCCCUCUUUUAAUCACCCUACCUCCUCCCUUUGUUUUUGAGGCAGCCGUCUUGUUCUGCUCCGAUGAGGGGACAUCCAAAGCUGCUGGGAUGGAGGGAAGGGGACGGGGCACUGAGAGAAGUGAGCAUUUUACAAAAUUUCACUAGAGCAGUCAUUGAACCAGACAAGUAAGCUGAUUCUCCUUCUGCUUCCUCUACAUAACUUUUUUUUUCAGUGUGAUUUCCCUGGCAGUGGUUGAGUAGAAUUUAGUGGCAUGUUGAAAUUAGAAUUUGUGUUCUAAUGGAAAAGCUUUGUGAUGUACAGUGUAAAGUUUUUUUUUUUUAAAACAACACAUUUCUUGAUUGUUGAAACCGGAUGGGUAGGAAAUAUAAUAUCAUAGUUAUGCAAUGUCUCCUCUUUGGCUGAUGGAUUAUGGAAGUGAUGCCAAUAAUGUUAUACAACGAUAUGUUUUCAUCCAAUGAACAGCCUUAAUGGAACCAGGCGCUUCCCAAUCUCUA